UUUUUUCUUCCAUCUCGCAAAUACAAACAAUUAAAGACAGCACAUCAAAUACAACAAUAUUUUCGUUACCCCUUUUGUUUAAACAACAUACCGACAACGACCAAAUACACGGACGGACACCGACGACAACAAACAGCAACAAAAAUAGUUAUAGCAAAAUUCAAAGCAGCCACCGCCAAGGACAAUUAAUUCGAAGUGAAGUGCAUUAAAAAUCAACACACACACACUAAAGUACAAAAGUAAACAGCAACAAUAAUAAAAUAAAUUACACACUCUUAUUAAACAAAUUGACAAGAUUACUGCAGCCACAUCUCUUGUGUAUGUGUAAACGAAAACAAAAAAAAAAAACAAAAACGAAAGUACGCGCAAGUAUUAAAGUGCAAGUGUGAAGGAAAGCGAGGGAAGAGGCGAACAAAUUAAAUUUAAAUUGCAAAACAAUAAAAAUUAGCAUUUAGAAUGGCAGUCAACAAUAUGCGACAAAUACCGCUGACCUGUAGUGGACAUACGCGUCCUGUUGUGCAUUUGGAUUUCAGUGAUAUAUGCGACAGCGGCUAUUUUCUUAUAUCGGCUUGCAAAGAUGGCAACCCAAUGUUGCGCCAUGGCGACACCGGCGAUUGGGUGGGCACCUUCGAGGGUCACAAGGGCGCCGUUUGGGGCGUUGCACUCAAUUCAAAUGCAACGCUGGCCGCUUCGGGCGCAGCAGAUUUUACGGGCAAGGUUUGGAAUGCAGUGAGCGGCGCAGAGAUUCACAGCUUUCAGCACAAGCAUAUUGUGAAGAGUGUGUCGUUCGACCACAGCUCGGAGAACAUUGUGACGGGCAGCAAUGAGAAGCUGGUGCGUGUAUUCAAUCUGGAACAACCUGAGGCGGAACCGGAAGUCUAUUGUGGCCAUGCUGGUGCCAUUAAGCGUGCGCUAUUCUGUCGGGAUGACAAGUGCAUCAUCUCGGCGGCGGAUGACAAGACGGUGCGAUUGUGGGAUCGCAUGACUGGAAUUGAGGUGCAGCGUAUGCAAUUCCCUAACAAUCCCAACAGCCUGGAGAUCUCGCAUGAUAAUCAUAUACUUACCAUAACACAUGGCUCGACCAUUAGUUUCUGGGAGAUAGACACGCUCAAGAAACUCAAGGAGAUAAAAGUGCCGACGAACGUGGCGUCGGCUAGUUUGCAUCCGGAUAAACAUGUCUUUGUCUGCGGCGGCGAGGACUUUAAAAUGUACAAAUUUGAUUAUAUAACUGGUAACGAAAUUGAAUCCUUCAAGGGCCACUUUGGCCCAGUGCAUUCGGUAAAGUUCAGCCCUGAUGGCGAGCUCUAUGCCAGCGGCUCUGAGGAUGGCACGCUGCGCCUGUGGCAAACCACUGUGGGCAAAACCUAUGGACUUUGGAAAUGCACCGAGCCCAAUGAACUAAGCAACUCGAUAAGUUCGCCACGCGAGGUGCCGGCAAACUGAUGUUGGAGAAGCUCAAGUCGCUACUAUAUGGAGCAAUUGUCGCAAACGCAUAGAAUGUGAAAUCAACUGAAGAAGAAAACAAAAGAACAUUAAACUCAAUCACACUUGUAAUUAUAUUUCUCAAAAAAUGUCUACAGUAACGAUAUUUUCGAUUCCAGCGAUUGGCAUUACAAAAUAUUUAUACACUCGCACACAAACAUUGAAGCAAGUACACGUUUGGAUGUAUUGGUGUGGUAUACAAUAGAAAUAAAUAACUUAAGUUUCUCAAAA
Molecule: messenger RNA, 1713 nt
Organism: Drosophila busckii
Lineage: Eukaryota; Metazoa; Arthropoda; Insecta; Diptera; Drosophilidae
Gene: wmd
Product: serine-threonine kinase receptor-associated protein
Exons: 3
Coding region: 457-1443 (328 amino acids)
Biological process (GO): spliceosomal snRNP assembly
Cellular component (GO): SMN complex
Molecular function (GO): RNA binding; protein binding
Source: RefSeq, a predicted model, not a curated record